Molecule: messenger RNA, 3298 nt
Organism: Rhipicephalus sanguineus (brown dog tick)
Lineage: Eukaryota; Metazoa; Arthropoda; Arachnida; Ixodida; Ixodidae
Gene: IleRS-m
Product: isoleucine--tRNA ligase, mitochondrial-like
Biological process (GO): isoleucyl-tRNA aminoacylation
Cellular component (GO): cytosol
Molecular function (GO): aminoacyl-tRNA deacylase activity; tRNA binding; ATP binding
Source: RefSeq, a predicted model, not a curated record
CAACACGUUUAUCAACAUGGCCGCGCCCAUAGCGGUUCGAUGUGCCUUCCGAAAUGCCGCACGGGCUGGCGAGGUCAUGUUGCGUUCUCAGCAAAAACAAGCCGAAAUCAUGCCUUCAGACUUGCAUUCGCAGCAGCGGCAAGAUAUCGUACAGCGGCACCGUGCUUUUGCCCAAGACAGGCUUUCCCCAGCGAAUCACAGGCGCGAAAAGGUCCGAAAAUGACGAGAAGAUCGCGAAACAUGCAUGUUUUGAAGAGCACUAUGCAUGGCAACGACAAAACAACAUGGGACCCGACUUCAUCCUUCAUGAUGGGCCACCAUAUGCUAAUGGGGACACGCACUUGGGUCAUGCCGUCAACAAGAUUCUGAAGGACAUCACCAUCAGGUACCGCUCCCUGAAAGGUGACCGUGUGCACUUUGUGCCGGGCUGGGACUGUCAUGGCCUCCCCAUCGAGACAAAAGCCCUCACCGCAGCCGAGAGCCAAGGAUCCUCAACUGACGUUCGGUCCAAAGCACGCAGCUUUGCAUCUGCCACCAUUCAGAAGCAAAUGAACUCCUUCAAGCACUGGGGUGUCAUGGCCGACUGGACAAAACCGUACCGGACGUUUGAUGUCGGCUAUGUCACAAAGCAGAUCGAGGCCUUUUAUGAUCUGUAUGAAAAGGGCUAUGUUUUUCGAGACUUCAAGCCCAUCUAUUGGUCACCAUCUAACCGAACUGCGCUUGCCGAAGCCGAAUUGGAGUACAAUGCUGAUCACGUCAGCAAAUCUGUAUACGUUGCCUUCCCACUAGCGAAAGUGCCGGAUGCUGUGCGAAGUGUCUUGCGUAAGGUGCCUGAGCUUUCAGCCCUGAUAUGGACAACCACACCAUGGACCCUGCCAGCAAACCAGGCCAUCUGCUUCUCACCGAAUCAUCAGUACAGCAUCGUUCGAACAAGUACCACUCAAAGACACUUGGUCGUGGCUUCAGACCUGAUCUCUCAUCUCCAACAAAAGCUCAAAGAAGAACUGGAGGUCAUAGCAACUUUCUCAGGAAGCGACAUACUGUCCGACUCAACGUACACACAUCCCCUGUAUCGAGACAAGGAACUGAGGUUUUUGCCAGGAGACUUUGUUACCAUGGAUAAAGGCACGGGAUUGGUCCAUUCGGCUCCCAGCCAUGGCUUUGAAGACUACCAAAAUGCUCUGAAGCAUGGCAUAGCUAUGGAGGACUGUCUAGUGGACGAGGAGGGACGUUUCGCGUCAAGCUGCAGACUGGAGCUGCGCGGUCUUCCAGUGCUGACCGAAGGCUCGGAUGCCGUCACGAAGCUGCUGGCCAAUCACGUCGUCCGGACCGGCAGCUACACCCACAGCUAUCCUUACGACUGGCGCAGCAAACAGCCCGUCAUCGUCAGGUCCUCUCGCCAGUGGUUCAUCAACCUCGACGACGACAUGAGGCAGCGGGCAUUGAGUUGCCUCAAAGGAGUACAGAUCCUGCCGGAAUCGGCACGCACCAUGUUUGAAAACCAAUUGGCGCAGCGACCCCACUGGUGCAUCUCCAGGCAACGGUUCUGGGGCGUCCCGAUACCGGUGGUCUUUCAGGACGAGAAGUCGCUCACUUCGAGAGAAUUCGUCAGACAUGUCUGCAAGCUUAUGAAUGCAAGAGGACCGGAUAUCUGGUGGACGGCCAGCGACAAGGAACUUUUGCCAGAUGAAGUCCGCGAACAGCUUGGAGUCUGUAAGGAUGCUGCGUUAACACGAGGCCAGGACAUUAUGGACAUCUGGCUCGACAGUGGGCUCAGUUGGAAGAUGGUUCUUCCAGAACCUUGCCAAGCAGACGUCUACCUGGAAGGCCUCGACCAGGUUCGGGGCUGGUUCCAGUCUUCGCUGCUCACAAGCGUUGCGCUCACGGGAAAAGCACCUUACAGAAAACUGUACAUGCACGGCUUCACUCUGGACGCUGAGGGUCGCAAGAUGUCCAAGUCACUCGGGAACGUCAUUGACCCUGAGAUGAUAACGAAGGGUGGAAAGGAUCUCAAAAAGGACCCUGCCUUUGGAGUCGACGUGCUUCGGUGGUGGGUUGCUGCUCACACGAGCAACCAUGAAAAUGUUCCUGUCGCCAAGCACGUCCUAGCAGAGUGCCAAGAAAAUGUUGCCAAGAUCAGGGGCACUCUGAGGUUCUGCCUUGGAGCCCUCUCCGACUUCGAUCACUCGCAUCACACGCUGGCUUACGAAGAAAUGCUCCCAUUAGACCAGUUCAUGCUGCACCUCCUACACGGAUUUCACGCUCGUGUUACAUCACUCUAUGACGAAAUGAGGUACAACCACGCCUGUUCCGCAGUGCUAAACUUUGUCGUCAACGAAGCAUCGUCUUUCUACUUCCAAGCUGUCAAAGACAGGCUUUACUGUGAUGUGGAGGACUCUGCGAGUCGGAGGUCCUGUCAGACAGCUUUGAGCCACGUCCUGGACGUACUGGUGACGUUUACCGCUCCGGUUGUUCCACACCUCGCGGAAGAAGUCUUCUACCACCACGGAGACCCUGGCAGAUACGAUACCGGUGUAUUUCGUCGCACGUGGCAAGCACCUCCUGAUGGCUGGGAACGGCCGGAGUUCUCCGAACUAGAGAAGCCGCUCGCAAAGCUGAGGGAAGCCGUGAAUAAAGCUGCUGCCAAGUCUCGGCCAUUGUUGCACGAUGUCAAGAUCGUCUCUACCAGCGGGGACAGCCAUUUUGCCAGCUGCCUCAGACUCCUGCAGCCAGAAGACUCAGCUGUUCACUCGGGACUCACUGAUGUGCUGCAAGUGGCUUCGGUCACUUUCGAGCAAGUCGACGAGCUGACGGCGCUAGUGGAUUCCGACAAGGCUGUGACCUUGGAUGCAGAGGACGAAAAGGUGCUGAUCGCGCUCGAGCCCACAAAGAUGGCUGCCUGCGCACGGUGUCGACGCAACAUCUCCAGCGAAGAAGGCCGCCUCUGUAACAGGUGCGAGGACGUUUACCAGCGUCUGCACUUCAAGUGGGACCCCCUCAAGGCCGAUGCUAAUGCAGAAGAACAAGAAGACAAAGUCCAGACCAAGUCACGGACGUAGACGAAGUAAUCAUCCUAGGCUUUUGUAAUUACAAUCUCAGUGUGUGCAUAAGAGAAUAAAAACUGUUUCACUUCCACGUCAUCUUGCAGUGUUGUGCGUUCCGAGCGAAAAAAAGGUGAGCUCACUGCAACUAUUUAAGCGCUCCACCACAAAUAACGCUGUUGCAAAUAAAUUCUGGCUGUUUAAAAUCGACAUACACCGUAAAAACACAGUAAACGCUACGCCAAAAUUAUGACCAU